Vicia villosa (hairy vetch) is the source of this 2148-nucleotide messenger RNA. Its product is annotated as protein BYPASS1-LIKE-like. The coding region runs from base 656 to 1810 and encodes 384 amino acids. NCBI's taxonomy places the organism in Eukaryota, Viridiplantae, Streptophyta, Magnoliopsida, Fabales, Fabaceae. The record is from RefSeq and is a predicted model, not a curated record. The transcript has a single exon.
ACCCCUCCCUUCUAUAAUACGUGACAAUAUCUUUUCAGGCUAAAAAAUUUUUAAAAUGAUAUAUUUGCAAAAAUUAUAAUUUUAUCUUCCUAUAAUAAAAAUCAAACAGACAAAAUUAUAGGUACUGAAAUUAAAAUGUGACAUGUUGUAUAUUUGUAUAAUAAAAUAGUAGAUGUAGAUAUUUGUAUAACUGAGGAUUACAAAUAAGACAGACCAAGUACACAAAAGAUUUGUGUCUUUUUCUUGCCGAGUGACCGUACUCGUUACCUUUGAAUUUUGUCUUUUAAAUUUUCCAACAACCUUAUUAUACGCGGUUCAAUUUUCCCUAAUAUAACCCUCUUAUCAACCGUUUUCCAAAUUCAUCAAGUUUCUCACUUUUCAACUUUUCCUCAAUCCAUUCACCAAUUCCUUCCUGGGUUUUCAAUCAAUCUUGAGUUUUCAUUCCUCUGUUUCACCAAUUUCAAAACCCUAAAAUUUCAAUUUUUCUGUUCCCGUAGUGUUAAUUCAUUCAUUCUCGGAAAUUGGUCUUUGAAAAUUCAUCUUGGUAUUUUAAUUCAUUCAAAAAAAUUUCAAAUUUGAGAAAAAAAUUCAAUUUUCUUGGGUUCAGUUUUCCAGUUUUGACAACUUGGUCUGUGAUAUUGAUGUUUAUGUGAGAAUGCGUUCUACAAUAGAAUAUCAAGGUUCUUCUAUUUUGAAUCAACGUGUUAAUCAAGUUCACUCUAUGGAAAAUUCAAGCUUAGAAAAUGAGCUUAAUUUGUUUCAAAAACAUGUCACUGAUAGGUUCAAUGAACUAUCUUCUGUUUCCAACAAUGAUUUGUUGUCACUUUCUUGGGUUAGGAAUCUUCUAGAUAGAUUCCUUUGUUGCCAAGAGGAAUUCAGAAUGAUACUUCAUAACCAUAGAUCGAAAGUGUGUAAACCGCCUUUGGAUCGUUUGGUGAAUGAGUUUUAUGAGAGGAGUGUGAAGGCAUUGGAUGUAUGCAAUGCUAUUAGAGAUGGUGUUGAAAUGGUUAGACAAUGGGAGAAGCUAUUGGAGAUUGUUCUUUGUGCUUUGGAUCAUAAAAGAAUCAUUAGUGAAGGACAGUUUCGUCGCGCUAAGAAAGCUCUUGUUGAUUUGGCUAUUGGUAUGCUUGAUGAUAGUAAUAAAGAUUCUAAUAAUGUUUUUUCAUUUGCAUCUAGAAAUAGGUCAUUUGGUAGAAACAAUGUUAAUCGAGAUCAUCAUCAUUAUCAUCAUCGACAAGAUUCAUCUGCAUUAGGUCAUUUUAGAUCACUUUCUUGGAGUGUAUCGAGAAAUUGGUCAGCUACUAGACAACUACAAGCAAUUGGGAACAAUCUUUGUUUUCCUAAGAAUAAUGAUCUUGUUGCUACAAAUGGUCUUGCAUUGGCUAUUUAUACAAUGAGUUCGAUUUUGUUGUUUACAAUGUGGGCACUUGUGGCUGCAAUUCCUUGUCAAGAUAGGGGGUUACAUCUCAACUUUUCGAUUCCACGGCAGCUAUCUUGGGCUUCUCCGGUGACAUUGCUCCACGAGCGGAUUUUUGAGGAAUCGAAGAAAAGGGAGAGGAAGAAUUCGUGUGGUCUUUUGAAGGAGAUUCAGAAGAUUGAGAAGUGUGCUAGGGUGAUGAAUGAUAUGGCAGAUUCAUUGGAGUUUCCCUUGAGUGAGGAGAAAGAAGAUGAAGUUAGAGCUAAAGUGGAAGAUGUUGUGAAUGUUUGUGAAGGUUUGAAGGAUGGAUUGAAUCCUUUGGAAAUACAAGUUAGGGAAGUGUUUCAUAGAAUUGUUCGUGGUAGAAUGGAAGGGAUUGAGUUUCUUGGUUGAUAGUAAUAAAAACUUCAUCAAAUUGAUGAUGUGAUUUGUGGUUUCCUUAGAAAUGUGAAGAUUGUGGAGAACAACCGCAAAAGAUGAGUUGGGUUUGUAAAUGGGUUUUUUUUUUUUGGUGUGUGGGUGGAAAUAGGUUAGGCUAGGCUAGGCUUUAGAAGGCCUGAGUCUGGCCUACGAUAAACUUAAAAGGCCUAAGCCUGGCCUACGGCCUAUCAUAGGCUCAGUUUUUUGGCCUGGCCUGACCUUUUUAAAAGCCUGGCCUGGCCUGAAAGCCUAUUUAAAAAGCCUGUCUCUCAUUAAAGUUUUCAAUUAAUCUAUAUAACUUAAGAAGUCUU